Molecule: messenger RNA, 5154 nt
Organism: Pangasianodon hypophthalmus (striped catfish)
Lineage: Eukaryota; Metazoa; Chordata; Actinopteri; Siluriformes; Pangasiidae
Gene: fhl3b
Product: four and a half LIM domains 3b
Exons: 4
Coding region: 519-1082 (187 amino acids)
Biological process (GO): actin cytoskeleton organization
Cellular component (GO): Z disc; stress fiber; nucleus
Molecular function (GO): transcription coregulator activity; actin binding
Source: RefSeq, a predicted model, not a curated record
UUUCCCUUUCUAUAUUUAAUUUUUCUCUCUCACCAUUUUCAUUCUUUCUUUGUUUGUUUGUUUGUUUCUUUCUUUCUUUCUUGUUUUAUGUUUUCUGUUUUAUUCUUUUUCUUUCUUCCUCCUUUUUGUUUAUUUCUCUUUGGCACUCACUCACUCACUCAGUCACCCAACAUCAGUAGGCGCUUUAUCCCGGUCAGGGUCACUGUGGAUCUCGAGCCUAUCCCAGGAUAACAGAGUGUGAUGCAGGAAUACACCCUCGAUAUGUCUAUUUGUCUUGCUAUAUUACAUAUGUGUCUAUCUAUCUAUCUAUCUAUUUUCUUCAAAACCAAGUUAAUGCUGUAAAGAUAGAGAUGAUGAUGAUGAUGAUGAUGACAAUGAUGAUACAAAUGUAUGGUGAAGAUCAGGUGAUGUAUUUGUGCAAUAUCCUAUAGCCAUACAUGGGCAGCACACCACCUAUUACAUCACUUCCUGUGUGAGAGGUGACACUCUCCAGAUCCGAGUGUAUCAGUGGAGUAAAUAUGAAUGGAAUGAGCAGAACAUGUAUUUAUAUAGGCUGGGCACAUACUCCACCUUCUGGAGGAUCGAGGAAGUUGGAGUACAGUGGCUCUACCUGGCAUGAGGAGUGUUUUGUAUGUUGUGCGUGUCAACAGUCUCUGGGCUCGCAGUCUUUCAUCCCCGAUAAGGAUCAGUAUUACUGCGUGCCCUGCUACGAGAGACGCUUCGCCCCCCGCUGUAGCCACUGCAAACAGAUCCUGCUGCAAGGUGGGGUGACGUACCGGGACGAGCCGUGGCACAGGGAGUGUUUCCUGUGCUCGGGCUGUAAGAUGCAGCUGGCUGGUCAGCCCUUCACCUCUCAGGGGGACAAACCUUACUGCGUCAAGUGCUUCAGCUGCCUGUACGCACAGAAAUGCACCGCCUGCAACAAGGCCAUCACAGGUUUCGGUGAUGGAAAGUAUGUUUCCUUCGAGGAACGUCAGUGGCAUCAGUCGUGCUUUAAGUGCUCCGGAUGCUCUGUCUCUCUGGUCGGAGCCGGAUUUUUCCCCAACGGCUCAAAGAUCCUGUGCAAAGACUGCAACAACUGAGACACUUCUCUCUGUGUGAGUGUGUGUGUGUGUGUGUGUGUGUGUGUGUAAAACACUGAUCAGGUGUUGGAGAUACAGCCAGAUGAAUGCUGACGUUCUUCUUUUUUUUUAUUCAGCUUUGCUUUUAAAAAAAUGUUUUGAGUCAUAUAAUACAGUGUGUGUGUGUGUGUGUGUGUGAAAUUUGUUUAUUAUUUCAAAGCAGUGUUUGUGUAGAAUAAAUAAUUCACGCUAUAGUAAUCAUUCACAGUGAGAUCACACGUUUUUUACUGUUAAAGGAGCAAAAUUAUAUUCUAUGUAACACCAGUGAUUUAUUUUGCGAAUAUUAAAUUUUGUUUACAGUUCCUACGAUCCAGUUUUGGCAGCAGUUUCUUCUUAAAAAACAUUCUCCAGUAUAAAUCUGAUUAGGGGGCGUGGCUACGCAUGACUUUAGUUAGCGAUGUCACAAAAUAAGCUAGACGAAUCACGGGUGAUAUGCAAAUUACCAAAGAAUAAUGAGAUUGUGAGAAACUUUUAACCAGUAGAACCAGUGUGCUGGCUAGCUAACUUAGCUAAUAUUAUACUUUUUUGAUAAGCAAAACCAUGGUUGUUAUGGUAACAGAGUAUUUGAAUGCUUUUGGCUGCUAUUGAAUAAAUCACUGAGGAUACGAUGAUGUAAAUCUGACUAAUAGUUACAAAGAGUUAGCUGGUUAGCUGUUUCAAAGUUGUAUUUUCGCAAAUCCGAGCAUAUUUAAACAAGUUUAAAUGAGUGUUUUUGGGGUUUUUUUGUAUAUAAACCUAGAUUAAAUGUAGGGCAGUUAAAGUAUAGUUUCCAAACUGUAACAGUUUAUGAGCUGUAAACACACGCACACACACACACAUAGCACCGUUAGCGUACACUUCUUAGUUUGCUAACAAAACAGUAACAAUGUGUUGACAUGCAGCUCAAGAAGUCAUAUUUUUGUCAUGGAAAGACAAAUGGUGGUUAAAUUUGUGAGAACACUGUUGCUAGGCAACUAGGAAACAAGGAUGCCAAGCAAAAUAGCUAAUGACUGAGGUAAACGAUUUAGCCAGCUAGCACACAGCUGUUAGUCACACAGAAAAUUCAUAGUAACAGUAGAAGUGACACCAAAUCAUCAGCAAUGUCAACAUUUCCCUCAGAGGUGUUGAUUAAUUACUAAGUAAAUACUCCUGAUAGCUAAAAUUAUCCUAUAAUUAUACUUAGCAUUGACGGCUAAACCAGCUUCCAUCUUUGCCUCUAUGAGAAACGUAAACAAUUAGCUGAUGGAAGAUGAUGAUUUACAAAUAAAUACGAUCUACCUUCGACAGACCUCGUGUAAAAAUGAACUUAAAAGUAGUUUUAUUAAAGGCCUCAAAGUAUUUAAGGAAGAAGACAACCUCUCCCCCACCUUUCAGUUAUCUUCUAGCAUUUUCUUUGUGUGAAGCUGCCGUGUAGUAUAUCAGCACAGCAGAAUGUUAAAUGGAUUUCAGAUUUCCUAUCAUAUUCCACAUCUAAUGAUUUUACCUGAGCAAACAUACACAUCAAAUACCAUUUAAACCUGACUUACUUAACCUGCUUUGAGCAGUCUUGCUGAGCGUGACGAACCACAUUCCAACAGGCAGUUAACAUUUCAGUCACAUACGAGUGCAAUCUUCAUGCUCUCUUGUCGAGUUGUGUGUAUUUCAGCCUGUAAAUUAGCCUUAAGUGUUUUGAAUGUGUCACUGAUGUAGAUUACUGAAGACAUUCUCACAAUACUCACAUGUAGACGUCGUUAUUAUCUAAACCUACAUUCACGUUACAAGCCUUACUGCUCAAAUCCAUUUUAUUCCACCAUAAAGGUUUAUAUUUGUGUUUGUAAGUGACCUGUAGGUCACGUGUGUCUCCUGAGGACCCCAAAUUCUAGUGUUGCUAGCUUAUUAAUAUAUUGCUACUUCUUUUUUAAAAACACUGUCUUGCUGAGUGAUAACAGCUAGCAGACUAAAAUUAAUUAUAAAAUCUUUUCAUAAAACUCUUUACAAAAGUAUAUUAGCAUAACAAGUAUAUAUGCUUGCUCAAAAAUAAGCUAGCUAGCAUUAUGACACAUUUAACAAUGUUAGAACAGCUAGCUUGCUAGCAAAGGCAUUAGAAAUAAGGAAUGAAAUGCAGUUAGUUGGCUAGCAUUACACAAAGGCAUUGUCACUGGAGUGGCUAAAGAUGAACAGCUCUUAGUGAUGUUAAAAAGUAGGAUGUUACGUGUAUUUAGCUACCUAAUUGUGAAGCUAGUGAGCUGUUUUUGACUCCAGAUAGCUAAAAUUACAACAUAUUUAGCUAGUUAUCUAUGACAGUAAUGUAUAUCUACUGCAAACAAAAAAACCCUGUGUAGGAUAAGCGGUACGAAAGAUGGAAGGAUGGAUAGAUGUUUACCAAAAUAAGCCGGCUUGCAUUAGCCUACUAAUAAAUCAGCUAGCUAGCCAUUAAAGUAUCUUAGCUAAACAUAAAGAGCUAGCGAGCUAGUAGUGCUGUUAGAAAUAAGGUAUGAAAUGCAGUUAGUUGGAUAGCAUUACAACAGUAGUUAACUGAGAAGCUAGCUAGUUGUUUGUCAUGUGACUGAAGUCAACCAUUUAGCUAGCUAGCAUGUAGCUGUUAAGCGUUCCAUGGAGACAAUGUAAGAAUGCGAAUGAGACAAAAUAGUCAGGAAUAUCAACAUUUCUCUCUGACGAAUUCCUGAGAAAAGACUCCAGAUUGCUAAAAUUACUCCGUAAUUAGUUAAAUAUCUGAUUUGGUAAUGUAUAGCUACUGUAAAAAAUAAAUAAAUAAAUAUGUAAAAUUGUAAAACUGGCUUAUUUAGGACAUUAUAUAAUAGUAGCUAGCUGACUGAAAUUUCUUGAAAAAUUCAUUGUAAAAUGGACAAAUACUAGCCAGCUAUUUAUAAUUAGCUAUCAUGCCCCAGUUACAGCUCUUCUAGCCAACACGUAUUUAAUAGAAUGCACAAUAGAAACACAAGAUAUCUAUCUUUAAUCAACACUUUCUCAUAUUUUAUUGAUUUAAAAUAUAUUUUUUAAUUCAUGCUAAUCUGGACCACGAGCAUUUGGAGCACUUGAGGCACGUAACGUGAAAGUAGGCUUCAUAUUUGCACAUCUGUAAAAAUGUAUUCUGCAUUUAUUUCACAAGAAGUUCCAGUCAUCUGUCAGUUCUGUUGUUAAAUGUUUAAAGUUUGCGAUAUCUGCAUGGACGGGUAACACGUUUAUCCUCAUAUACGAAUAAUGUUGCACUUUCAUUACGAUGCCAGUUCAGCGUGUAAACAUUGCGGUUCGAAGCGUGUAUAAUACAGCGGGAGGGAAUAACGCGUCUCUGGGAUCACAGUAACAACACGAGAACAGGAGCUGUUAAUACACAACAAAGUAAAAGUGAAGAAUUUAUUCUAUUAUACAGUAUAUAACAUCAAAUUAAAAAAAAUAAAAUAAAUAAAUACAACGUGUGCGCUUGUGUGUGGAAGGAUAACUGCAUUAUAUGACUUUUUUUAUUCCUGAUUUAAAUUUUUUGAAAUGCUUUACUCGUGGUUGUGAGUUUCAGUGCUUUAAUGCGAGAAUUAAAAUCCAUUUAUUUUAAAUAAAAUAUAAAUUAGACAUAAAAUAUAGUACAGACAUAUAAAAAUGUAAAUAUAAUCGAAACGCUGUCAGAAAGUGAAACUGCAUGCAAAGAAAUGGCUUUAUGUUGUGUCGUAUUGUAUUGUGUUAUAUUGUGUUGUUGUGUAUUGUAUUCUAUUUUUUUGUAUUGUGUUGUAGUAUAUUGUGUUGUAUUGUAUUGCAUUGUUUUGUAUUGUGUUGUAGUUUAUUGUAUUUUAUUGUGUUGUAUUGUGUUAUACUGUGUUGUACUGUGUUGUGUUGUAGUGUAUUGUAGUGUAUUGUGUUGUGUUGUGUUAUAUCGUGUUGUAUUGUAUUGUAGUGUAUUGUAUUGUGUUGUAUUGUGUUAUACUGUGUUGUACUGUGUUGUACUGUGUUGUAGUGUAUUGUAGUGUAUUGUAUUGUGUUGUGUUGUGUUAUAUUGUGUUGUAUUGUGUUGUAGUGUAUUUUAUGGCAUGCUUAUACAAUAAAAACAAGUAUUAAAUCUGCAGAA